This is a messenger RNA of Canariomyces notabilis, 1416 nucleotides long. RefSeq names its product S-adenosyl-L-methionine-dependent methyltransferase. The coding region runs from base 102 to 1037 and encodes 311 amino acids. Gene Ontology annotation, molecular function: methyltransferase activity. The transcript has 7 exons. The record is from RefSeq and is a predicted model, not a curated record. NCBI's taxonomy places the organism in Eukaryota, Fungi, Ascomycota, Sordariomycetes, Sordariales, Chaetomiaceae.
CCUCACCUUUGCCCAUGAAGGCUUCUCCCAGCCUCAGCUUACCGGGACUGUCCAGCGCGUGAGCGGAAGAGAUUAGCUGCGCGUCUUUCAGUCCGCUCGCAAUGGAGGGACAGCCCUACAGAAAUCACAAUGGGCCCGUCCCUUCUCCGCAUUCACGCACUUAUCAGGAAGUGUACAUCGAGAACGGUCGAUGGUACGGAACCUUUCGAAAGGGAAAGUAUAUGUUUCCCAUCGACCAGGUUGAGUUAGAGCGUCUUGACAUAUUUCACAAAAUCUUUCAUGUUGCUCGUAAGGAUGUUCUUCACAACGCGCCACUCCAUAACCAGGAAACUCCCCGGAUCCUAGAUCUGGGAUGUGGGACGGGCAUUUGGGGAAUUGACAUGGCAGACAAGUAUCCCGGAGGGACCCAUGUGGGUUUGGACUUGAAUUACAUCCAGCCCGAGUUCAACAUUCAUUUCAUCCAAAGGGAUAUUGAAAUGACCUGGCAAGACCUAGAGCCAGGCUCCUGGGACCUCAUUCACAUGCGUACGUUGAACGGCAGCAUUUCUAAUUGGCCCAAGGUAUACGCUGAGGCCUACAGGCAUCUUAAGCCGUACCACGGCCACAUCGAGCAGGUUGAGAUUGAUUGGUACCCUCGCUGUGACGAUGGCACACUACCACGAGAUGCCUACGUUUCACAGUGGGCUAAUGAGCUCAUGGACGCCAUGGACGGGUUCGGUCGGCCGUUGCGCAUGGACAGCAACCUCACGAGACAGCGGCUAGAAGAGGCUGGCUUUGUCGAUGUCAAGGAGGAAGUAAUCCGAAUGCCUCUCAACAGAUGGCCAUCGGACGCACACGCCAGAGAAAUCGGCCGGUGGUUCAACCUCGGCUUCCGUCAAUCCAUCCAACCGCUCAGUUUAGCGCCCUUGACACGAGGUCAUAACAGGACACUGGCUCAGGUUAACGAGCUCGUGGAGAAGAUUGGGACUGAAGUCUUCAGCCUAAAUCAGCAUGCAUACUGCACACUGCAUAUUUUCACGGCCAGGAAGCCACGGUGAGUCAGGCUUCAUUACUUGAUGUCACCACCUUGCCUCAUGGGAACCUUGACACAUAUCAUGACGUCCGCCGACUGCUGGGCAAUCCAAUCCGAAUACAUGUGCCAGGGCCGAUAGCCGGCGAUUACUGGACUCCCUAUCCUAGAGUUGACUUUGGUGGCAUGUUGACACUCGGCCCUUUGACAACAGGGCGGUCGACAGCGGGUCUCAUCCCAUGGCGAAUUCCGCAAGGACUCGCACGCGUCAAGCCUAGAAAUGCUUGAUACGGCACGGUGUUGAACCGGAAAUUCGGCUAUGCUCGGCGUGACAGCCGCACUAUCGCGGUCGACGCUACGGAGGCUGCAUUGCCGGCCUUGGGAUUAAAAACCGAUCUAGCCACGCU